AUCGAAUCAAUGAAAUUAAAGAGGAGCAUGCUUUAAACAGAACAUGUUUGUUAGAUUAGUCUUUUUUCCCAUUAUUGCCACCUUCAUGACACAUUUGUGAUUUGUCAAAAACUACCUUAAGUUUUUGAACCAUUAUUAUUCUCUUUCUUCAAACAUCAAGAGAAGCAGAAAAUCAUAUUUCCAGUCCUAAUUUUUUUUUUGAAAAAAAAACACACCUCUAAUCCUCCAUCAAUGGGUUCUCUCUGGAAUAUUUCUUCAAUUCAAGGAUACACAUAUUCUUAAAUGUUGACCUUUGAGGAAGAACUUCAAUAGGUGGAAAUUCAUCUGAGAAAGUUCUUCCCAUUUCUCUUGUGAGUCUCAAAGUCAAUCCAGGAUUUUCAUCUUCCAGAUUCUACUAAAGGCCUAAAAGCUAUCCAAAGACAGCUUCAUAAAUUAAUUGCCAACAAAUAAUUCAGCAUACAUAUUUUUUUGAGCAUGUCCGGCAACAAGGUGAAGGGCCUUCUUAAAGGCCUAAGAUACAUAUCUCAGAUAUUUGAAAAUGAUAAAGACCAAGAUAUACAAAUUGGAUACCCUACAGAUGUAAAGCAUGUGGCCCAUAUAGGAUGGGAUGGGCCUUCUGUAAAUACUCCCAGCUGGAUGAACGAAUAUAAAAGUUCUCCAGGAUUUGCAUCAGCACCCUUAAAUCUAAAUGGGGAUGCUCAAAAUAAAGGACAAGAUAACUCAGUCAAAUGGAUCUCCGAAGAUUCAAGGAGAAGUCGUCCAAGGUUAGGUCAAGGUGAGGGUAUGGGUAGGGACUUGCCAGAUUUGCCAAAAGGAUCUAGAAGGCAAUCAACAGGUAACAUGACAGAUUCUCCCUCAAGGGAAAAAUCAAGGCAAUCAAAAAAAUCAUCCCACAAAUCAUCAUCACUCAACAAGGAGCCCCAAGGAGAAGGGUCACCAGCACCAGACAUUCCCAAGAAAACUCGUAGAAAGAAGUCAAAAGAAAACUCUGGUAGUGGUGGUGGGUCAUCCAAGUCAAGAUCCAAAGGAGCUCAACACCAAGAUCCAAGUCAGGAUUAUGGAUCUGCAUCUCAACCUGUAUCUGAGUCUAGAAUUAGUUAGGCUGUUGUAUAGAUAAUUCUUCAAGCUAGAAAACCUUCCUAAUCCUAUCUUGUUUUUCUUUCCCAACUUUGUGUUUCUUUGUGAUUUUCUUAACUUGAUUAAUCUUUUUUUGUUUUCCUUUUUCCCAUAGAGAGAGAGAGUCUUGUAUUAUUUACCCAUUACUGAUAUGUAAUUACUAAUUAGAGCAACUUGUUCA
Messenger RNA from Lotus japonicus, 1297 nucleotides. RefSeq names its product CRIB domain-containing protein RIC6-like. Bases 475 to 1101 code for a protein of 208 amino acids. Lineage: Eukaryota; Viridiplantae; Streptophyta; Magnoliopsida; Fabales; Fabaceae. The record is from RefSeq and is a predicted model, not a curated record. The transcript is spliced from 4 exons.